This is a messenger RNA of Acanthosepion pharaonis, 774 nucleotides long. The record is from the annotation of a GenBank genome assembly. NCBI's taxonomy places the organism in Eukaryota, Metazoa, Mollusca, Cephalopoda, Sepiida, Sepiidae.
AUGCAUUUAAUUUCCUUCUUUAACCCCCCUUCCAUUACUUAUUCUUUCUUUCUUUCUUUCUUUCUUUCUUUCUUUAUCUUCACUUUUCAUUUAAUUUACUUCUUUAACCUUCCUUUCAUUAUUUUCUACCUUCUUUCCUUCGUUUCUUUCGUUCUUUCUUUCUUUCUUUCUUUCUUUCUUUCUUUCUUUCUCUUCACUUUUCGCGUAUUUUAUUUUUCCCUCUUUCUUCCAUAUUUCCCAUUUGUACUUUCUUUCUUUCUUUCUUUCCUUCUUUCUUUCUUUCUUUCUUUCUUUCUUUCUUUCUUUCCUUCUUUCUUUCUUUCUUUCUUUCUUUCUUUCCUUCUUUCUUUCUUUCUGUCUCUUCAUUUCACACAUUUUAUUUCCUCUUUAACCUCUCCUUUCAUUAACUACUUCCUUCUUUCUUUCUUUCUUUCUUUCUUUCCUUCUUUCUUUCCUUCUUUCUUUCUUUCUUUCUGUCUCUUCAGUUUCACACAUUUUAUUUCCUCUUUAACCUCUCCUUUCAUUAACUACUUCCUUCUUUCUUUCUUUCUUUCUUUCUUUCUUUCUUUCUUUCCUUCUUUCCUUCUUUCUUUCUUUCUUUCUUUCCUUCUUUCUUUCUUUCCUUCUUUCUUUCUUUCUUUCUUCUCAAUCGCUUACAAGAUGCACGUCACCCAUAACAAAGUGUUUGCUGUCCACGGCCCCACCUAUCUUGUCCUUGCGGACCCCCUGUGGUCCGCCGACCACAGUUUGAAAACCCCUGAUCUAGAGUUUUAG